AUGGCUCAGUGGCUAAAAGCAUUUGCUGUCAAGUCUGAUGACUUCAGUUCCCGGAACCUUGUGAGACUUGAGAAUCUCCUUCCACCGUGUAGGUUUCCGGGGACUGGUAGAGUGCUUACCCAGGGCGUGUUCAAGGCCCAGGGCUUGAUCCUCGGUGCACCAAGAACCGGAUGUGGUGGUACACGACAACCUGUAGCCCCCAGCAUUCCAGAGCUAGAGCUAGAAGUUCAGUUAUCCUCAGCUUCACACUGUGUAACUAACCUGGGCAAACAGCUUGACAUUGGGCCACCGUACAAUCUGAAUGAGGCGUGCAUCCAAGGAUGUCAGUUUUGGAGCUCUGUAGAUCAGGAAAAGUGUGCAUUAAAGUGUAAUGAUACUUACACCACCAUUUCUGAGAGGGAGGCCUGUGAGGUCGGCUGCAGCACUGCAGAGGGCACCUACGAAGAGGAAGUGCUGGAAAGUACAGAGCUCCCGACAGCACCCUUUGCGUCUUCCAUUGGAACUCACAGCGUGACAUUACGAUGGAACCCUGCCAACAUCUCUGGAGUAAAAUACAUCAUCCAGUGGAAAUAUGACCGGCUUCCAGGAAGCUGGACAUACACAGAGACUGUGCCCAAGCUCUCAUACGUGGUGGAGCCCCUGCAUCCGUUCACUGAUAUAUUUUCCGAGGGGUUUGGAUCUUCACAGCCAGCUGCAUCUUUAUUCCCCACCAAGUCCCAGUUAUAGAACUCAUCCUU
Arvicola amphibius (Eurasian water vole) is the source of this 737-nucleotide messenger RNA. RefSeq names its product proto-oncogene tyrosine-protein kinase ROS-like. The transcript has 8 exons. The record is from RefSeq and is a predicted model, not a curated record. The coding region runs from base 1 to 726 and encodes 241 amino acids. Lineage: Eukaryota; Metazoa; Chordata; Mammalia; Rodentia; Cricetidae. Gene Ontology annotation, molecular function: protein binding.